UGACUUCUGGAGUGCCUGGGGUUAGAGGAGAAGAGGAUUCUGUUUCUGCCCAGAGGAGCACCAAGGCACCUGAGCUGGGUUGUACUAAGAAAGGAGUAGAGAGGGUGAAGGGUCAAUUAGUGGCUGCUGAGCCUCAUCCUCUUAAUUUUAUAGACUUGGACCCUCUCUCCUGCCCCUGGCAGGGUUCUCUGGAAUAGAUGGAAGCAGAGCAGUGCAAUGCAAAAAGUGCAGCUCUGCUGAUCCGCGUCCUGCGGCUCCUGGCUUCCACUGCACUUCAUGAAACAGGUGCUUGUCAAAUGUGAUCGCUGUGGACAUUGUUCAGUGGUUCCUGUGUCUAUAAAAAUACCCUCCACCAGCACUCAUCCUCCACACGCAGGCUGGGUUGUUCCAGGAAAGCUAGGAGCAAAUCCUGUAGCUAAGCCUGCCCUUCCUUUUGUUGAGUUGUGGAAACAGCUAGGGGCAAUGGGAGAGAAGCAUGUGACUUAAUGUGUUAUCAUCUCUGGGUACUGUGGGUGCUAUUUUUGCUUCCUUCAGGGAAAAGUUAAAUGUUGUGAUUUGGAUAUUCACGACGGAUGGUUUUUAAGGGAGAAAAUGGAAGGGUGUUGCUGACAUCUGGUCUCCACACCUGGUUCCUGGAGAUACAUCGGUGUUUUCUUUGGGAAGUUUGAUGGUAGGAGUGCACAGAAACCCAGAGAACCCCAGGGGUGGUGGGGACAGCAAGUGAAACUUGACUGCCAUGGCUUUGGUCAGCCACUGCUGCAAUACUUCAGGGCUGCGAAGGUUUCAGUGGUCACAGCCCCUGAUACAAGCAAUUGGAAGAGCAUUCACUGUCCUUGUUCUGUGCCUGCUUUGCUCAGGCAGUGUAAGGACCAGAUUCCAUGCGUGUGCACUCAGGACUGAGCCGCUCAGCAGUGUAGUGCCCUGCUGGGAGCCUGUGUCCAGCCAAAGGGCUGAAGCCAAUGCUUUCGGAUGGCUGCUGUUUUCUAUUGGGUGGUUCUCACGUGUCCAAUGCACGCUUCUGGGUUUUGGCACCAUGUCAUGUUGCUCCCAUGUCAUUGUCUGAUGGAAUUGGCCAGGUUUAAUUCAAUAGAUUGUGCUGCGUAUUGAGCUGCCAUCAGCGCAGAUGCUUUAUGAAGAAGGAGCCCAUUUAACGAGCGCUUCAUUUCUCCCUCUCUGCCCACUGUGACCUUCAGAGUUGGAGCCCUGCUGGGUGCUGUGGCUCCAGUCCAAGCAGAGGAAGCCCAGCCUGCUGCUGGCACUGAGCUCCUGGGAAUCGGGCUGGAACAUGAGGAGAGGAUUUCCCAGUAUUUCCACCUCUGACCUUCAGAGCUGUACAAAUGCUAGUAUUAAACUCAUUACAGGAGAAGCCCUCCCGGUGACCUCGCGCGGAUAACUCUCCCCCGCUCUUUAUCUGGCUUUAUUUCUGAGGCAGAUAAAUGAUGCUAAUAUCCCCUCUCCGGCUCCUCCAGCCAAGAGCGUGGCCCCAUCCCCUGAUUCCGACAGAGCCCGGCCGGGCACGGGCGAGCCCCGAGCUCCCUCUCCGCGACCGGGAGGAGCCCCGCGCUGGGGCUGGGGCCGGGGCCGGCGGUGAGGGAGGGCCCGCGCAUGCCUGCCGUGAGCCGGGCCCCCCGCCCGGGCGAGGCUGAGCUCCGCGCAGCCGUUGCCGGCCGAGGGAGGCUGCUCCCCGACCGAGCUCCGCGGGGCUCUCCCGCACCAGCCACCUGCUGCGCCCGGAGCCGCCCCGCGCUGCCCCGGCCCUGUCCGUGGUGCUGCCGGCUGGCCGCGGCUCCGUGCCGGCUGCGGAGCAUCCUGUUGCACCGGAGCGUUUGCGAAAGAGCCUCUGCCCGGGGGAUGCGCUCCUCGCUCGGAACAAUGGCUGCGCUGCCACGGCUGCUGUGCGCGUCUUCGGCCGCCUUGGUCGUCUGGGUAUGUGUUGAAGUCCCAUCAGAGACGGAGGCUGUCCAGGGCUCGAACAUGAAGCUGCUCUGCAUCUCCUGCAUGAAAAGGGAAGAGGUCACAGCCAGCACAGUGGUGGAAUGGUUCUACAGGCCGGAGGGUGGAAAAGAUGAACCCAUCUACGAGCACAGGAAAAUGAAUCACGAAUUUCCAAGCCGCUUCAGUGGUCGGAUACAAUGGAAUGGCAGUAAAGACAUGCAGGAUGUAUCCAUCACUGUGUUAAAUGUCACCUUGAAUGAUUCGGGUAUCUACACCUGUAAUAUCACCCGGGAGUUUGAGUUUGAGAUUCACCGGCCUCUCUUCACAAGCUCCAGAUUGAUCCACCUCACCGUGGUCGAGGAGGCUGGAGAAGACUUCACCUCAGUCAUCUCUGAAAUCAUGAUGUAUAUUCUGCUGGUCUUCCUCACCUUGUGGCUACUGAUAGAAAUGGUUUAUUGCUACAGAAAAGUCUCUAAGGCAGAGGAGGCUGCCCAGGAAAAUGCGACAGACUACCUUGCAAUUCCAUCCGAAAACAAGGAAAACUGUGCCGUGCCCGUGGAGGAAUAGCAGAGAGCAGUCUGCAGAGUGCACGGCACCAAGGGGCUCUGAAGACAGAAGGACCACGUCGUGCCAGCCAGGUUUGAGGGGGAGCUCUACGCCAUCGGGAGGAAAUACGGGGAAGUGUAAAUUCUCUUCCAUUUGCCUUGGACUGUGUACAGCCUUGACUUUGGCCUCAUGACUCCAUUCUGAGCUGCCAGCCCAUUUGUUAAAGGACUCUCCUUUUGAAGCAUGCUGAGCAAAGGGCACAGGGGGUGUGGGCAGCACGGCUCCUUCCCAAGUUUCAGUUCCAUCAUCACGUUAAUGGCUUUGUAACUGUUAAUGUCAUUUCUUAGCUGCUGUCACCACCACCUUUCUUUGCAAAAUAUGCUAGUUCUCCAUUGCAGACAUAAAGGGUAUGUGUAUUGUUACUCUGACCUGCAGGAUUGGGAAUAACUUCAUCUUAAGGUGAUGAUGUUCCACCACGUGCUACAGCCCACGAAGUCGCUAUAGGUGUUAAACAGGAAGAGUUUAAUUAGCGUAGUCGUUGCUCAGUAAGUUCCUUUGGACUUUGGGCUGCCAGUGCAGACGUAGAGUAGCAUGAGAACUAUAAAUGCAUUAAAACAGAUAAAAAUGUGUAGUAGGAAGAUGAGUGCCUGUGCUAUGGUCACACCUGCUUCUGAAGGAGGGAGCUGAGAAUAUAAAUCCUGAAGUACUCCUAAUUUGGGAGGCUGUGUAAUGUAAGUAUAAGAAUCCCCUGUCCCCUCCCUUUCACUUAGCAAGUGUCGAAAUUCUUAGUUCCUCCCAUUUGCCUUGUGCAGCAGGUUUACUCCUCAAGCAUACAGAGACACAGUGAUAGGAAUAACCUGUGGAGCCGUGUUCAGCAACCACAGGGGAGCCAGUGAGACAAGGUACGCCUUUAACCUGUUUCUGGGGGAUGCUCUGAAAGGGAGACAGCUGGAUGCAAACAGGCAAGCAAAGUAAAUAGGAUGCAUAACCCUCUGAGUGGGGCACAGCUUUGUGGAAUGAUAGUACUUGUAACUGUGACGGUCCUCUUGUACUAUAUUGCAGCACCACCUAGAGGAAUAGAGAGAAAAUGUUUAUUUUUUCCCAGUCUGUAGUAAUUACGUCUUGUGAUCAGUCAUCAAUUUGAAUAGUCAGUCUUCACUGUAAAUGACACACUUGUGCACAGGAAAUAUGUUGUAAAUUCAAUGGUCCCUAUGCAUACUUACCUUCUAAAUCUUAGUGGCUUAAGCAGAGUGAAAUUAGUUUUCUGGCUUCAAACGUGGAUCAGUUGAGCCCAACCACCAGGAUUAUGAGGAAGAAAGAGGCAGACACAUUGGCCAGGGUGGAGUUGUAGUUUAGGCUGAAGUGGGAGAAGAUUGAGGAUUUUUUCGUAUGGGAGAUGUUGUUACAUCCCUGCUGCAAUGGAGCCCUUCCUGCUUGCAAGAGCUGACCAAUAAUUUUGCUACACUGACCGCUUCUAAAUACUACAAAGUGCUUGUGAACCUCAAGGCAUGCUUCUUACGUACAGAAUUUCCCCUGCUUAUGUUCUGCUGCAGUUUGUGUUGCUAAAAAUCACCGAAACGUCUCCGUUUGUAAGUCAGGUCCAGGCCAGAUUUCUAACUGGCCCUUGUUCAAAAUUCCUUUUUUUAGAGGAAGUUGCAACUUUAGUCAACUGCUACGAUCCAGUCUUCACAGAGCUGAGUCUGGCAACCUGAGCACAUGUUGCAGCUGAAGCACGCUUGUAGUCUGGGCACUGGUUCCUUAAACUCUAAUAUCCCCAAAUACCUCCUCCUCUAAUUCUGCUGGGUCUCUUCAUUUUCCCUAGGCCAACUUGCCUGGCCUCAGGGCACCUGGGGGCAUAAUCCUAACUCUAGAUCCACAGCAACAGAGGAGUUGUCACUGCAGGUUCCGUCGCUGAUCGUGGCACUAACACCCAGGGUGAUUUUUAGGUAAGGCCACAGAAACCCCUCUCCCACUUCAGCCCCGUCCCUCCCAGCCCUUGUGAAGCGCUGACAACCUGCAGGUGGUACAAUGCUGAGGCAGAAAAAAAAAAAAAAGAGGAGCAAAAGGAAAGUUUCUGGAGAGAGCUACCUGGGGUGGUACAGAAGGGCUGUCCUGCAGUCCUGCACCUUGCGGCAUUUUACACUCAUCUCCUUUAGAUGCUUUUUGGACACGUCUUUCACUUUUCCAGUUCCUGCAUAUGUCUAUUGCCCUGUGUUAUCCUAGAUGGGGAAACGGUGUCUAAAUUUUGCUCAGGAUUCCCACAGUGACAAAAAAACAAAAGUUGGAUGUUUCAAGGGCAGCGUUAAAGGCAGGCUACGUCCAGG
Numida meleagris (helmeted guineafowl) is the source of this 4805-nucleotide messenger RNA. It is a transcript of the gene SCN3B, whose product is annotated as sodium voltage-gated channel beta subunit 3. The record is from RefSeq and is a predicted model, not a curated record. NCBI's taxonomy places the organism in Eukaryota, Metazoa, Chordata, Aves, Galliformes, Numididae. Gene Ontology annotation, biological process: ventricular cardiac muscle cell action potential; sodium ion transport; regulation of heart rate by cardiac conduction. Gene Ontology annotation, cellular component: voltage-gated sodium channel complex. Gene Ontology annotation, molecular function: sodium channel regulator activity.